Orycteropus afer afer is the source of this 3162-nucleotide messenger RNA. It is a transcript of the gene MAP1S, whose product is annotated as microtubule associated protein 1S. NCBI's taxonomy places the organism in Eukaryota, Metazoa, Chordata, Mammalia, Tubulidentata, Orycteropodidae. The transcript is spliced from 7 exons. Bases 1 to 3162 code for a protein of 1053 amino acids. Gene Ontology annotation, cellular component: microtubule; cytosol; synapse. Gene Ontology annotation, biological process: regulation of microtubule depolymerization; axonogenesis; dendrite development. Gene Ontology annotation, molecular function: actin binding; microtubule binding. The record is from RefSeq and is a predicted model, not a curated record.
AUGGCGGCGGUGGCGGCCCUCGGGGCAGCUGAGGCGCCUUGUGCGCUGCUGCUUGUGGUGGGCGGCGAGUGCGGGCGCCCGGGGCUGCUGGCCUACGUGCUGGAGGAGCUGGAGCGAGGCAUCCGCUCCUGGGACGUGGACCCCAGCAUCUGCGGCCUUGAUGAGCAGCUCAAGGUCUUUGUGUCACGGCAUUCGGCCACCUUCUCCAGCAUUGUGAAAGGCCAGCGGAGCCUGCACCAUCGUGGGGACGCACUGGACACCCUGGUCCUCCUCAACCCCUCGGACAAGUCGCUGUGUGAUGAGCUCCGGAACCUUCUGCUGGAUCCUGCCCCUCACAAGCUGGUGGUGCUGGCUGGGCCCUGCCUAGAGGAGACGGGGGAGCUGCUGCUCCAGACGGGCGGCUUCUCAUCCCGUCACUUCCUUCAGGUCCUGGCAGAUAAGGAGAUUGGGGAGUUCCUGGCCUCAGCGCCCCCGCCACCUGCCCCGCCCACACUCACCAUCACCUGCCCAACCUUUGGCAACUGGGCCCAGCUGGCACUCAACCUGCCAAGCCUGCCGGGCACCCUCCAGCUGCGGCUGAACCCGCCAGUGAAGCUGCCGGCCUCCGAGGGCCUGCGUGAGUUCCUGGAGUAUGUGGCUGAGUCGCUGGAGCCACCCUCGCCCUUUGAGCUGCUGGAGCCUCCAGCUGCCGUGGGCUUUCUCAAGAUCGCCCGGCCCUGCUGCUACGUCUUUCCCGGCGGCCUGGGUGAUGCUGCCUUCUUUGCCGUCAAUGGCUUCACCAUCCUGGUCAACGGUGGCUCAAGCCCCAAGUCGAGCUUCUGGAAGCUGGUGCGACACCUGGACCGUGUGGAUGCAGUGCUGGUGACCCACGCUGGCGUUGACAGCCUGCCAGGCCUCAACAGCCUGCUGCGGCGUAAGCUGGCAGAGCGUGAGGCAGCGGCGGCCAGCGGCGGGGGAGACGAGGGGCUGCGCAAUCUCAUCUCGCCCGAGCUAGGCGUUGUGUUCCUGAACACAGGCGUAGCUGGGGAUUCAGCGGGUGAUGGGGCGCAGCUGGUGCGUGGUGUAGAUGAGGUGGGGCUGGCGCUGGGAUUGCUGGCCCGCUUGGGCAUCCCACCACUGCCCUUGAGCCGUGGGACGCUACCCACCCAGCCCACUGUGCUCUUCCAGAAGAUGGGUGUGGGCCGGCUGGACAUGUAUGUGCUGCACCCGGCCUCUGAAGCUGCCGGGCGCAGUGCUGACCGCAUGCUGGCCUCAGCCUGCGUCUUGCUGGUGUGGCAGCCGGCCAGCCCUACUGAGAAGGUGGUGCGGGUGCUCUUCCCAGGCUGCACACCUCCUGCGCGCCUGCUUGAGGGCCUGGCCCGCUUGCAGCACCUGGGCUUCCUGCACGAACCAGUGGUGACACCUCAGGACCUGGAGGGGCCGCGGCGUGCGGAGAGCAAGGAGAGCGUGGGUUCCCGGGACAGCGCUCGGGGCAGGGAGCGCUCCGGGACAGCCCGCAAAGAGCCCCUGCGCACUGAGAAGGACACCAGGCUGCCCCCACGGGAUGCCAAGAAGGACCCCAGACCUGUUACCCUGCGGACCCAGCCACGGGAGGCACGCCGCGGGGUCUCCUCCGCCCCUGAUGUCAAAAAGGUGAUGGCUUCAGGGUCAGCCAAGGCCCGGAAAGCACCUGAUGCACCACGCCCAGCUGUGGAGAAUGGGCCCCGCAGCCCCCCGAGCUUCCGCUGCGGUGAGGCCAGUCCCCCGCUGGCAGCAUGCAUGUCCCCAGCGCUCCCACUGGCAGCUACACCCAGCCUGGAGCGCAGCCUGGAGCUAGGCCCGAGUCUGGCCGCUGGGGAUGAGGGCUGUAGCUCAGAGGAGCAGACGCUGGAGCUGCUGUCGGCGGCCAGCACGCCUCAGCUUCGCACACCUUCACCUGCCGCGCAGGGCCACGGGGGCCCUGCCGACACCUGCGGGCGGCUGGCGCUGAGCCCACUGCGCGCUGAGGAAGCGGCACCUGAUGCCUCGCCCACCGUGACCACGCCCUCACUGCCCGCAGAGGUGGGCUCGCCACACUCCACUGAGGUGGAUGAGUCCUUGUCUGUGUCCUUUGAGCAGGCACUGCCGCCACCCCCUGCCAGCAGUGAGCCUGGUCUGAGCCUCCCGCUGCGUGGUCCCCGGGCCCGGCGCUCGGCCUCCCCGCACGAUGUGGACCUGUGUCUGGUGUCCCCUUGCGAGUUUGAGCACCGCAAGGCCAUACCUUCUGCUGCUGCUGCCUCCCCCGGUGGUGGCUCCAACGACAGCAGUGCUCGUUCCCAGGAGCGUGGCCCAGGAGGCCCAGGGGCUGAAGAGACACCACCCACCUCCCUCAGCGAGUCCCUGCCCACCUUGUCUGACUCGGAGCCCCUGCCUGCCAUCCCAGGCCCUGUGGACUCAGACGAUGACGACACUGAGAGCCUGGGUGUAUCCCACCGCCGCCGUGACCCGCUAUCCGCCCCGCUCAAGGACCCUCGUCCGCUGCCUGCCCCACCUGGUGUCUGCAUGGUGGACCCUGAGCAGGCACGGCGCCUGGAGAGCCUUAGCCGUGCCCGGAAGCCCCUGGCCCGCACGGGCCCCAGUACCGCUGGCCCCAAAGCCACAACAGGUGGUACUGCCAAAACCAAGGGGCUGGCUGGUGGGGAUCGAGCCAGCCGGCCACUCAGCACCCGAAGUGAGCCCAGUGACAAGGCAGCCCGGGCGUCCCUGUCCAGAAAGGUCUCCAUUCCCAAGACGACCACUCGAGGCCCUCCAGGCACAGCAGGCAGCCGCGUGAGUGUGUCCAGUGCCCCACCUGGCAAUCCUGUCUACCUGGAUCUGGCCUACCUGCCCAGUGGAAGCAGUGCCCGCCUGGUGGAUACUGAGUUCUUCCGGCGGGUGCGCGCCCUCUGCUAUGUCAUCAGCGGCCAGGACCAGGGCAAGGAGGAGGGCAUGCGGGCCCUGCUGGAUGCGCUGCUGGCCGGCAAGCAGCAGUGGGACCGUGAGCUGCAGGUGACCCUGAUCCCCACCUUCGAGUCGGUAGCCAUGCACGAAUGGUACCAGGAGACACAUGCAAGGCAGCAAGCACUGGGCCUCACAGUGCUGGGCAGCAACAGCACGGUGGCCAUGCAGGACGAGACCUUCCCCGCCUGCAAGGUGGAGUUCUAA